Molecule: messenger RNA, 2425 nt
Organism: Schistosoma margrebowiei
Lineage: Eukaryota; Metazoa; Platyhelminthes; Trematoda; Strigeidida; Schistosomatidae
Source: the annotation of a GenBank genome assembly
CUGAGUUCCCUCAACCGUACCGUUAAACCACGAAUCUAUGACUAAUGAUCAGUUAGUUUACACCAACUCUUUACAGUGACAUUUGACACUGGUACCAUAAUCAAAUAAGGCGUUACAUAAAACUGGCUGGUGAAAAUUGCGAUUAUUUUCUGUACUUAUCGACGAAAGUAACUGUUUUCGAACCACUUGACUCACUUAAUAGUGUUUACUUUGACGAUGCUCGGAAACAUAUAUUUACUCUCAGGAGUCGUGGUACGAUGGGUGUCAAUGUCAAAUCUGUCGUUGAUGACUUGGUUUUGAAUUUUCGCAUAGAUGAUCAAGGCGAAGUUUUGAGCAUUAAGUUUUCUGAAGAUAACAAAAUCUUGGGAAUUCAGCGGACUCAUCGAUCAGUUGACUUCUUGAAUUUUCAAGCCAAUUGCCCCAGGGGUGUACAGUAUUCUCAAGAAUGCAAGAAUAAGUCAGCAACGCUUCUGGGAUUUGUGUGGUGUUCCAACUAUGAGGUCCUUUUUGUCACAAACGAACAACUGGAGUUAUAUCAAGUAUUACCUGAGAAGAAUACUCUACGCUUAAAUAGUUAUUUACCUCUCAACACUUGCUGGUUUUUAUGGAACCCAGAGACACAUAUUUGUAUCACUUCAGACCAAGAGAAAAAACUACAUAUAUUUCAACUGAAGACACCCGGCACAAUCACAAAAGGACCAAAGUUCCUGUCUCCUACAUCGGCAGGGGCCAAUGGUGAUACCAUAUCGAUUGAACAGAAACACUGUUUUUUAGCUUUAUUAUAUGAGGAUUUGUACUUUGGUACUCUUCGCUACGUAAAGCUACAUAACGAACCAAAUCUUACUCGAACUAUUAGUUUUUAUACUUUAAAAAUAGAAGAUCCCAUCGUAUUGACACACCUCUUAAUUUUAGAUUUUCAGGGUCCUGUGUCAUUCAGUGUCUUGGAUAACCUGUUCAUGGUACACUAUCAAAGCAGAAAGGUUACUUCAGUUUUUGAUAUCGCUCUUAAUGGAACCGUUCACAAUGUAAUUCAUCAUUCACCUAUAUUACGUGAUAUUUCGAUUGCACCAUUCAGUCUUUUCACUAAAAUCAUUCCCUCAUUAUCAACAAACUUGGAUGCUCAAAUUCCUAUCGAUUUAUAUUCAAUGAAUUGGAUUAUUCAUCUGUGCGGUGUUGUAAUUGACAACAGUCUCGGUUGCUCAUGGCUGUUAUGCUUGAAUAAUAUGGUUUUUCCAAAACUAAUUGCUAAUCACAACCUAGUUGUGGAUUUUCUACUUCAUCGAUCCAGUGGCAAAAGUGUACUGUUAGAGUACUGCUCUAAAUUGGUGUUAGACAGUAUUGAAGAGGUUACUUCUAAUGUUGACAAACCUCUGAACUACAAAUUCGAUGGAUAUGGGUUGAAUCAACGACUAGAUCAGUUUGCGUUCGUCUUUAAACGGAUUUGUGAAGUUGGCUACUGUGGGACAAACGUCAUGAGUAAAUUGCUCACUGAUUCUGAUCGUAAAAUGCCAAGUGCUUCGGAAGCAUCAUGCCAUUGUUCUAUAGUUAAGACAAUAUCCAAAGGCGUACAUGCGGGUUCGUCAACCUUCAACAUUUCCCAACCUGAAAUAUAUUCACAUUUAUUUUUAAAGAACCAAGGUGUUGAGAGACUAGAAGUCCGUAAAUUGUUUCGCUCUAUACUGAUUGAAUAUAUUCGCAUAUUUUCAGAGCACGACAUUUGUGUAGAUCAUUGUUUCUACGAAAUGCUCGUCAAUCUCACCGCCAGAGUGGGGGAUUAUACACAACUCAGUUUUUAUAUUCAAAGUCGUCUACUUGCUGAUUCAAAGCCUACCGCACUUCAACUGCUUUCUUUGGAAAGUGUGUAUCCCGCAGCAGGACAACUUGGUAUUGAUAUGCUAAAGAGAUUGAAUACAUGCAACACUGAAUUGUUCGAUGCAUUACUGAUAAAAGGACGGCCAUUAGAGGCAUUAAGAUUCGCUAGGCUGCAUCGCUCAGAAAAUGUCAUUGACAUGGAGAAUGUUCGCAAUUAUUUGGAUGCUAUUCAACAAAUCGAAGAUUAUAUGGAAUUAUAUUGUACUCACCAUUUUCUUAAAGAAAGUUCAAUGUGUAUGGAGUCUUAUUGGGACUCAGAUGAAUGCCGUAAAUAUUGUACCGAACACUUUAGUGACCUGUUUCCGUCCGCUUAAUUUGAACUGCAAUUUCAUAUAAAAGAAAACAAAUGUCUUCUUAACCCUUAUUCUGUGAACUCGUAUAUAACCAUAUCUUUUUUCUCUUUUCUGUUGUUUCAUUUUUGUAAGCGUACUACACCAUGAUACAUCCAAUAAAGUAUACGUUGUGUUGAAUUUGUAAAUUAAUAGACGUUUCGUUCGCUUAAAUAUGCCAUAAUAUAACGUUUACCAUAGUAAAAACUGCUUUUGUCCAAGUA